ACGUUCAAGACCUUAACCAGGACAGCACAAUGUCUUCCAGAAACAAUAGUGUAUAUGGAGGAGGGGGCUUCAACCUAGCUGAUGGGUUAGAUCCGUUGGCUGACGAGAAGACCAUCAUGCAGAAUUUGAAUAGCCGCCUUGCCUCCUACCUAGAGAAGGUGCGCUCACUGGAGAAUGCCAACGCUGAGCUGGAGCAGAAGAUCAGAGAGCACAAUCAAAGUGGCCCUGAUGUCACUUUCAACCAAACCAUCUUCCAAGACACCAUCCAGGACCUGAGGAACAAGAUUCAGUUGGCUUCCCAAGACAAUGCCGCAUUACUCUUGUCUGUGGACAAUGCCAGACUGGCUUCAGAAGACUUCAAGAAAAAGUAUGAGAAUGAGCUGGAAAUGCGCAUGGCCAUUGAAGCCGACGUCUUAAAACUGAGGAAAGUACUGGAUGAUUUUAGUUUGAGUCGGUCGGACCUGGAGAUACAAAUUGAGAAUCUGAAUGAGGAGCUCAUCAUACUGAGGAGAUAUCACGAGGAGGAGAUAUCUGUGACCAGAGCUGAGGCUGGAGGUCAUGUGGAUGUUAGUGUGGAUGCAGCGCCCUCUAUGGACCUGAUGCAGGCCAUGACAGAGAUCAGACAACACUAUGAGACUGUGACUGAGAAAAAACGCGAAGAGCUGGAGACCUGGUAUGAGACCAAGACUGCCCCGGUGGAACAGGAGGUGGUCACACAAAAUGAAGAGCUUCAGAACAGCAGAAUAGAGCUGAAGGAGUUGACAAAUACCUUACAGAAACUACAGAUUGAACUGCAGACUCACCAGAGCUUGAAGUCAGCCCUUGAUGGUGAACUGGAGGAAACGCAGGCUCAUUACGGCGACCAGUUGGCUAGGCUUCAGGCCACUGUCACCAGCCUAGAGGACCAGCUUAGUCAAUUUCAUAAUAACAUUGCCAGCAACAAACGAGAGUAUGAAACGCUGCUGGAUGCCAAGAACAGACUGGAGCAUGAGAUCGCAGAGUACAGGAGACUGCUGGAUGGAAAUGAGAGGUGAUGUUCAUAAAAAUAAUG
This is a messenger RNA of Carassius carassius (crucian carp), 1051 nucleotides long. RefSeq names its product keratin, type I cytoskeletal 42-like. The coding region runs from base 30 to 1034 and encodes 334 amino acids. The transcript is spliced from 6 exons. The record is from RefSeq and is a predicted model, not a curated record. Gene Ontology annotation, molecular function: structural molecule activity. Lineage: Eukaryota; Metazoa; Chordata; Actinopteri; Cypriniformes; Cyprinidae.